Messenger RNA from Acromyrmex echinatior (Panamanian leafcutter ant), 4330 nucleotides. It is a transcript of the gene orb2, whose product is annotated as cytoplasmic polyadenylation element-binding protein orb2. Gene Ontology annotation, molecular function: mRNA regulatory element binding translation repressor activity; mRNA 3'-UTR binding; translation factor activity, RNA binding. Gene Ontology annotation, cellular component: cytoplasm; nucleus; synapse. Gene Ontology annotation, biological process: negative regulation of cytoplasmic translation. The record is from RefSeq and is a predicted model, not a curated record. Lineage: Eukaryota; Metazoa; Arthropoda; Insecta; Hymenoptera; Formicidae.
GACGGAGGUGCGAGGGCGUACGCGCGACGGAGGAAACGCAGAGACUACUAGAUAGACAACGGUGAAACAUACAAGUGCCGCGUUAAGGGAAAAUAGGGAAAAUAUGCGAGCCGAUCGGGAGGAGGCAACGUUAGACCGUCGUACCUCGUAGAAGAGAUAGAGAGGUGGGAGAGACCGACGUACGUGUGCGGUCAGAGGUGGUGCACGAUACCGCGUGUAGGCGGGGAGAUCGUCGGCGGAGGUGUGGAAGAGAGCUGGCCCCUCAGGUUACCGCGCCGCGCGCGAGCCGCGAUUACCGCGCAGUGUGCGAAUCCGCUCCGUUCCGUUCCGCUCCGAUUAUCGUCCGGGUGGAGAGAUCUCAGACACGUCGCGAGCGCGUUGCAGUGGUAGUAACCCUGACCUGACCCCCCGCAUACGACACCACGUUACGUCCCUCUCGGGCGCGGGCUCGCCGCGCGCUCCGCGUAGUCCGCGUAUCGUCACAUUCGUCACAGUGUCCACGCGAGGUUCACGGUGUGCGCGCGCGCGUGCAAUAAACCACAUCGACGAGCCCCGUCCGUGCCGAGCGUCAGCGUACCUCACGUACGUAAAACGGAGCUUAUCGGUGAUCGAUCGAUCGCGCGCGUGCGACAGACGAUUCGCCGCGACGCGGAUACGCGGGAUACGCGGAACAAUCGGCGGCGAUCGGCGACGACGACACGUCGUCGAGGAAGUAGCGCACGACGAUUGUCAGCUUCGCGAGUACGAAUCCUAUCUCGAAUCGUCAUCCUCGAAAUCAGCCACCUUCCUUCACUCGCCCGCGCCGCCCCGCCGCGCCACCCGGGGGAAAACUGCGAGUCGAGUGUGAUAGCCGGAAUCGCGGAGUCGCUGGCGAUCGCCACGCGAAGGACGUGAAUCGGUUUCGUUUCGUCGGGCCGUGAAACGGGGUGGUGAAACGUAUCGCGUAUAUAUACGCUAUAUACACGUUCUUCCCUCCCGCCCUCUUCCCUCCCGUCCUCCAACGCCUCCGCCUCCGCCUCCGCCUCCGCCUCCACCUCCGCGAUACGAUCCGCGGAGCGACCUCGUAUCCGUAGUCGCGUGUGUGUGAUAGUGGCAAGCAAAAGGUCGCGCGCGCUGCGCUGCGUAUUUGGGAGGAUUCCAAGUGGUCCAGCAGUGUGUAUCCCCGCCGAGUGGAUCGAAAUUAUGUUCGCCAGGGGAUAGCCCGCGAACGAGACGCGCACACGACAAACGAGAGUGGUAUUCGGGGCGAGCGAGCGAUCGAACGCGGAGGAGGCAGGAGGAAGCUAGGAAAAAGGUAGUUUCGCAACUAGCAGCGCUUCGCGUAGAAGCGUCGCGACGACAAUGACAACGCGCGUCGCCGAGUGAGCUUGGCUCCCCAACAACCAAGAGGAUGCCACGGAGACAGGGUCGCUGCCGAAUCGUACCGGGGCGACACGGCAUCAGUGGGAUCUAGAGAAACGUUUUCUGAGGAGAGCGAGUGGAGCAAUCGGAGGGCGAGGGAGAAACGAGAACGAGAUUAUACACAUGCCUUGAGUCCGAGAAAAAUAGAUCGAGGCAUGAUAUAGAAGGUGGGAAAUCAAACAAGAAAGAGUAAAAGUUAGAGAGAGAAAGAGAGAACAGCGAAAGGAAAAUAGGGAAGAGCGAAAGACAGAACGAGGAGGAAGUUGUCAACGUGACAAGGAGGAUCGCAGUCUUUCGGUUUUCCGAAGCUCGUCUCCGUGGGUGUUUUUACGCGUGCGGCCGUGGAUCGAUAGUUUGUCUCGCACGCUCGUGUCGAACGGGAGUUGCGAGUUACGACGGCGAGUUACGCUACGUGGAGGACGCGAUCGCGAGCGGUCCUCUUUCGUUCGAUAACAACGACACCCUCGAGCCGCGAGUAACGAGACCCGUGGGAGACGAGGAGCAAGUUUCCAAAGGGGCCUAGCUGGUGGUGGGUGCUAGUUAUCGCGACAGUCGUCAACGUCGCAAAAACGCUCGGCGAUCGCAAGCUCCGCGGUGAUUUAUGGGGGAUUACAGCGCGACGAGCCUCUUCUCGAGUACCCUGACCAGCCCGAAACCUAGUACGACCACAAGCAACAUCAGCAGCGCCGCCGUCACCAUAACGACAUCCACGAUGCAGGACGAUCUACUGAUCGAGAAGCAAACUACUGGCAAGCCCGCUCCGCUCUCGCCGAGCGGUGGUCUCGACACCGUGGCUGGACAGGACAAAUCGAAGGACGUGAUCGAGGCGGAGAACAUCGCCAUUACCCCGACGACGCCCUCGUCGACAGAAAAAGACAUCACAUGCAGCACGACAUCAGCUUUGCAGGGCUUCGCUGAUCCCGGUGGCCGUGUACCCAGCCUCUGGUCCGCGCCCGAUGACGGCGGUCUGCACCCCGCGUUACCAGUCAAUGGUUCCGGUGCCGCCGCUGCGGUUUCGACCGGCACACGACGUGCCAUCACGGCCAGUCACAAUUUUCCGCAGCAGCAACAACAGCACGGUAACGCGGGUGCGCCCACCGGCACCAGACACGGCGGUCUGCAGGUGUCGUCCGCGCAGCAGCAGCAGCAGCAACAGCAGCAACAACAACAGCAGCAGCAUCAACAGCAGCAGCAACAACCUCCGCCGACGUCACACCCAAGCGUCUAUCUGCCCGGCAAAGGAUACGCCGCGUGGUCAGGCGGACCGCAAGCUCCGCAACAAUGGGGCGCGGGCCCGCAAGCGGCCGCUGCUGCCGCAGUCGCCAGUCCGGGCCUGUCUCCAUGGAACCGCGGUAGAUCCGUACCUAAUAUACCACCGCUGCACUCGUCUUUGCACGCCGCCGCAGCGGUUGCGGCCGCAGCCGGUCUGCAGGGUCGCAAGCCGAGUCCGACGUUCCCGGGCCAUCCGGGCCCGGCAGCGGCGCAUCCCUCCUGUAUCAGCCCGGUCAAGUUCCGUCGAAGCACGUCGUAUCCCGGCAAGGGCAACAUAUAUCCACCUCAACCAGCACCGACCUUCGAGGUAACCGCCGCCGAGGAGAGGGAUCUGCUGCAGCUGCCACCGUUUCAGCAAGAUCGUAUGACGGCUAAUGGAAACUCACCGUUAGACAACAUGAGGACUUUGGAACACUAUCUGAGCGACAUUAUGCGAGCCGGCGCAGCGGACACCCCAGAACAUCUGAAAGGAUUCAUAAACUGCAACACCGCCAACACGUUGCAGUCGCUCGCGCAGCUACAUGGUAAAUCUCCGUUCUUCCCGAGUCUCGAUGAGCAAGGGCUGGAGGAUCCAAAUGCGCCGAGCCAGUUGGACGGUGUCGGCGUUGGCGUCGGAGUAGGCGUCGGCGUCGGCGUGGGUGGCGGGAUAACGGCGUCCCAAGCGGCGCCGCUCUCGUCGCCAAGUCGGAGCAGUCCGCACAGCCAGGGCAGCGAAACCGGCGAGCGUUUCUCGAGGAAAGUCUUCGUCGGCGGAUUACCGCCUGACAUUGAUGAAGACGAGAUCACAGCCAGUUUCCGCCGCUUUGGUCCGCUUGUUGUGGAUUGGCCGCACAAGGCAGAAAGCAAAUCCUACUUCCCUCCGAAGGGUUACGCAUUUCUGCUGUUCCAGGACGAGGGUUCGGUGCAACAGCUGAUAGAUGCCUGCAUCCAAGACGAGGACAAGCUUUACCUUUGCGUGAGCUCGCCCACGAUCAAGGACAAGCCCGUGCAGAUCCGACCUUGGCGGCUCAGUGACGCCGACUUUGUGCUGGACGCCUCCAUGCCGCUUGAUCCGCGAAAGACAGUCUUUGUCGGCGGGGUGCCGCGGCCGCUCAAGGCAGUCGAGCUCGCGAUGAUCAUGGAUCGGCUUUAUGGUGGUGUCUGUUAUGCUGGCAUCGAUACCGAUCCUGAGCUCAAGUAUCCCAAAGGUGCCGGCAGAGUCGCCUUCAGUAAUCAGCAAAGCUACAUAGCUGCCAUCUCAGCCAGAUUCGUACAGCUGCAGCACGGCGAUAUUGACAAAAGGGUUGAAGUCAAACCAUAUGUUCUGGACGAUCAGAUGUGUGACGAAUGUCAAGGCCAGCGUUGCGGAGGCAAAUUUGCACCGUUCUUCUGCGCCAACGUCACCUGCCUACAGUACUACUGCGAGCAUUGCUGGGCAACUAUUCACUCCCGGCCAGGUCGGGAGUUCCACAAGCCGCUGGUGAAGGAGGGCGCGGAUCGGCCUCGGGCCGUGCCUUUCCGUUGGUGUUAACCCCAGCUGCGUUGUCCCUAAUUAUCUCGCAGCCCUAGCUAAUUAACUACCACCUCUACCAAUAUCUCCCCACCCUCCCCUCACGUGCCCCAACCAACCCUCACUUCCCUCCGCCUCCCAUAUUACUUACUUACUUACCUACAACAA